Silurus meridionalis is the source of this 4408-nucleotide messenger RNA. RefSeq names its product storkhead box 2b (gene stox2b). Gene Ontology annotation, cellular component: nucleus; cytoplasm. Gene Ontology annotation, biological process: positive regulation of transcription by RNA polymerase II. The record is from RefSeq and is a predicted model, not a curated record. The coding region runs from base 1445 to 4219 and encodes 924 amino acids. Gene Ontology annotation, molecular function: RNA polymerase II transcription regulatory region sequence-specific DNA binding; DNA-binding transcription activator activity, RNA polymerase II-specific. Lineage: Eukaryota; Metazoa; Chordata; Actinopteri; Siluriformes; Siluridae. The transcript is spliced from 4 exons.
CUCUAAAGAGGGAGGGAGGACGAAAGAGAGGGAGAGAGCCAAAGCGAGAAAAAGCAAGCGCUCUAAAUGGUGCUCUCCUGACUCUCUGCAACCUUCUAACGCCAUUUCAUGCUCGGAUCUCAAUAGCAUUCUCGCUCCGUGUGCAGCGUCUGGCUUUCGGACCAAAGGACACUGUUGGGAUUUGUGAACGACCAGUUUAAAGAGGAAAGACAGAAUCAAGAGAAAAGAACAAAAGGGGAACCUAGCAGUGGAUGGCAUGGGAGCUUGAUGCGUCCUGUCUUUUGCAGCAUCAGAGGUGGUUUAUCUUCACUCUCGCCUUCCUGUUUUUAAAACACUCAAGCUGUCAGUAGCUGCAUACUGACAGGCCAUGUGUGUGUAAAUAAAGCUCAGCGCUCUUAUAGGCUGGGCACCAAGCCAGCAGUGGAACCCUGGAGGUAGAGCACUUUGAGCACCACUGACUGACUAGAUCAACAAGUCUGACAUGAGACAGUUCCUCAGAAAGGCAUCUAAAUCUCCUACAUAAAAGUCUACUACAAAGCGAUGUGUGUGCUGGCAUUGGUAGAAUUGAGUGCAGCACUGAACCAAACGAGGCAGCCUGAAGAACGAGAAGGCAAGAGAGCAUGCGUGGGGGUGUGUACUGCUUUGGAAUUGUUUUCACCCAGCUGUGCCUUCAGACCCGUCCGUUUUUAGAAAGCCACACGUGCAUGUAGCAGUGUUUUUUGCUUUUUGUCACCAGUGCAUCGGAUCAUGGGAAGUGCUCUCUGGACCUCCCGGUGUUGCCUUUCACAUGGGAAUGCAAUAUUAUCGGACUACAGUGAAGUCUGAUUGAAGAGAUUUAGUGCUUCCUUUUGGACUGCAAAAAGUUACCAUGCUGACUAUUUAGUGAGAGAAUACUUAUCGGCUGUAAUGGCUGGAGGAACAUUAGUGUUGAUUUGUUUUUUUUUUUUUCUUUUUAAGUCUAAUUUGUUUUUAGUGGAAUCUUUUGUUUGCUAUGCUCAGCUAGUGGAGCGUAGCUUUGCUGAAUUAAGCUAUUGUUUGAACAGAGUUCUCUCACGCUGCAGACAUUGAGCUCCUCCUGCACCCCUGCAACCCCUAAACCAACCAAGACCACCCCCUCCAUCCUCCCUCCCUGGUCCCCUCAUCUGUCCCCACCGAUCCCCCUACACACCUCCUCUUCAAUUCUUAUGGUGGAGACGCUGAAGUGUGCGUGUGUGUUUUGCCUGAAAAUGCAUGUGAACCUCUAACUCUAAGCCUGGAUUUGGAAUCUAUUUAGCAGCUGAAGAUGUCUGUUUGAAAUUAACGCUUAACCAGGAGACAAGGACAAUUUGCUGAUUGAGGAUUGUUCAGAUUUGAGCAGUCUGAAUGAAUCGCCUUGCAUGCGGCACGGGAGGGAAGGGAGAGCGCUAAAGCACCACUUCUGUGGAGGAGGUGGGGGCGAGCGGACAUGAAGAAAACUCGCAGCACUACUCUACGCAGGGCCUGGCCCAGUUCGGACUUCUCCGACCGGGCCACGGAACGAACCCGUUCCCGCAGCGAGAAGGACUACAGACUUUAUAAGCACUACCCCAAGCCCUUCAGUACCUACUCAGUCUCACAAUCGCCUCGGAUAUACAUGCCUACAGGUGAUGUGUCUCCAAUCAGCAUGUCUCCAAUCAGUCAGUCCCAGUUCAUCCCACUGGGGGACAUCCUGUGCCUGGCCAUCUCGGCCAUGAACUCUGCACGCAAGACCGUCACACAGGAGACCCUCGUUGAACAUCUCGCUACAUGCUUCCCAGGAGUCCCAACUCCAAGCCUCGAGGUCCUGCGACAUACCCUCAACAUGCUGGUCCGAGAACGCAAGAUUUAUCCAACCACCGAGGGCUACUUCAUUGUUACCCCACAGACAUAUUUCAUUACACCCUCUCUCAUUCACACCAAUAGUAAGUGGUAUCAUCUGGAUGAGAGGAUACCUGGGGGUAUGCAGCCAUGCUCCUCCUCUCCCUCUGGCACCAUGACACCUUCUGCAUCAGGCUGUGUCAGGGAACGAUCACACCAUAAAAACCAUGCUGACCCCUACAGCGAUGGCUAUCGGGAGGAUAUACCCAGUAUGCACAAUUCCACACUGCAGAGAAGGACCAAGGAGCAUAAGGAACCCCCACAUCCAGUAUCUCCUCCUCAACAGUCCUCAGAGAAAAACAAAAGUACACUCAGCUUUGCAUUCAAGCCAGAAGGUAGCAACAGCAGGCAGAAGGAUGGGAGCAGUAGCGGUGGUGGCAGCGAGAAGCAAUCGAAGAAGUUUGGCCUGAAGCUUUUCAGGCUGAGCUUCAAGAAGGACAAGUCAAAGCAUCUUGCUACAUUCUCUGCCCAGUUUCCUCCUGAGGAGUGGCCGCUGAGGGACGAGGAGACACCUAGCACUGUCCCACGAGAUGUGGAGAUGGAGAUCAUUCGACGAAUCAACCCAGACCUAACAGUUGAGAAUCUGGCUCGCCAUACAGCCGUGAUGAAGCGGCUAGAGGAGGAGAAGGCUCAGAGAAGCAAAGCUAAUUCGUCAGCUCAGCACAGCACUCGGAGUAAACGCAGCCGUAGUCAUCGCAAGGCCCAACAGGGUAAAUCUUCAAGGUCCCACAGCAAAACACGUGCCUCUAGAGGGGAACGGUCUGAAGGCUCCAACCUGGAUAUAUCAUAUGACCGGGACUACAGGUUCUAUAGCUCAUCUCUGGUGCGCUCUCCAAGAGAGACAAUGAUGUCCAUGGAGAGAAACAGGGGAAAAUACAUAAUGCAUAGCAACCCAAACAUUGUGGAGUCCCACUUCACUACAGCGCCAGAGUGGGACGUGUCAGGAGAACUAGCCAAAAGAAGGACAGAGAUGCCCUUUCCAGAACCAUCCAGGGCACAGUCACAUUCCAAAGUUCAUCGAAGCCACAGCCACACCCAGGAAAGGAAAUCGCGAAAUGAAAGGUCAGAUAAGGCGAAAGAGAGGUCACGCUCUAUGGACAAUUCCAAGGGCCCUCUAGGAGGACCGUUCUUGGGCACUGUUGAAGACUAUGAGUGCAGUCCGGAUGAACGCAACCGGUAUUACACUGAUGAUGGGACUUUGAGGGCGUCUGCCCAGAAGAGCCACUACUCUCGUGCUAUGCACUCUGCUGCUAGGUUGAACUCUGAUAUUUGUGUGCCUGAUGUUGGAAGGGGGGCUCCAGAGGAUGCCAUGCACUGUAGAACGCUGGAGAAAAGUAAAAGCAAAGACUGUUUAACGGCCUUUACUGACCUUAAGGCCUGCUCUCUAAAAACACCUGUGGAUGACUAUUUCCAGCAUACAGCAGUGAAUGAGGCAUCCUACUCUGCUCAUUCUUCUCUUUCAAAAUCCAAUCAUGAUUUUAAAGAAGGUGUUUGGAAGGGGAUUUCUUCUGAACGUCCAGCUCCAAUUCUGACCUCACCUCAUCCUGUAGAGUAUAAUGACGAUUCCACAAUGGGACAGAACAGUUUAUCAUUAUCUGUGUCAAACCAGAUGCCAGAGCCUGUGCCCAAUGGACGCUUAGUGCACCAACACAACCCUGACUCAGGUGACUUGGAUAAAAUGGCAGAGGUUUACAACCAAGAGACCUUGUUCAAACCUGUGGACUAUGUGGAAAGCAGUUUCUCCAGGCCAGGGACGAUGCGCAAAGCUCCACACACAAAGUCCGUGGAGGUACUGGAGAACCAGGAACACUUUGAAGAUCCUCUUCCGUUGUCUGUACCAUCAUCGUCCGGCCAGGAGCAGGCUGCGUGCAUGGAAACCACCUUUGACUACUACAAUGUUUCAGAUGACGAGUCUGAGGACACUAGCCAUAAGAACAAAGUGGAGGAGAAAGUUCGGGAAGGUGGAGGGACAAUGAAGUGGCUAUUGGAGCGGGAGAAGGAGCGAGACCUCCAGCGCAAGUUUGAAAAGAACCUCACCUUUCUCAGUCCCAAAGAAGGGGAGAGCAGCAACAGCCAGAAGUCGGCCCACUCCACACGUCUGGACAGCAUGGACUCCAGCAGUGUGACUGUGGACAGUGGAUUUAAUUCCCCACGCACCCGCGAGAGCCUCGCUUCCAACACGUCAAGCAACGUGGACAAUAACCGACGACAGAACAUGGCUCUGAGUCCCAGGCACUUGGGCACCAAGAGACCUCCUCCUCCCUACCACGUACCUGCUUUCCGGCCUGUUCCUGAGCCGCCCGCCACUCGUCCAGAGAAACAGGCCUCCAUUACCAGCGUGUAGACGAGGAACUGGAGUAUAGAGGAAAGGACAACUCAUUAAAUGCACUGAAGCAGUGUCCAAUGAAAUGAAACACACACUUUAUUUUAGAUAACUUGGGAAUGGUUUAAAAACGAAAACACACAAUGGCUGAAGCUAUUUGUUGUAUAAAACUGCUCUCAUUAUUUGAUUUAAAUAUAUUGAUCUUAGGAA